Molecule: messenger RNA, 1658 nt
Organism: Sphaeroforma arctica JP610
Lineage: Eukaryota; Ichthyosporea; Ichthyophonida
Exons: 4
Coding region: 177-899 (240 amino acids)
Biological process (GO): acetyl-CoA metabolic process
Molecular function (GO): hydroxymethylglutaryl-CoA synthase activity
Source: RefSeq, a predicted model, not a curated record
GUAGGUUGGGACAGAAACAGUGCUGGAUCACUCUAAAUCUGUCAAGUCAGUGCUGAUGCAACUCUUUCAGGAGAGCGGCAACUUCGAUGUAGAAGGUCUGGACACUUCCAAUGCGUGUUAUGGUGGUACUCAAGCACUAUUGAAUUCAAUUGCCUGGGUGGAGAGUAGCGUGUGGGAUGGCAGAUAUACACACACAGAUACGCUCUGGGGUGUGUGGUGAUAUUGCUGUCUACGCCGAAGGCAACGCACGGCCCACCGGCGGCGCGGGAGCUGUGGCUAUGCUGAUUGGCAGGGAUGCCCCGCUGGUAGUUGAGCCUACGCGUGCUUCUUACUUCGAACACCAGUACGACUUCUACAAACCGGAACUCAACUCGGAGUACCCUACGGUGGACAGCAGACUUUCUAUGACGUGCUAUCUACGAGCGGUAGAUCGCUGUUACCAAUCGCUGGUGCAGAAAUACGAGCGCAGGCAGAACCAGGUCUUCGACAUCGCCACGCCAGAUUACUACGUGUUCCACAGCCCCUUCACUAAACUAGUUCGCAAGGCUUUCGCUCGGAUACACUACAACGAUUACCUUUUAAGGGGCGACGCUUCGGCGGCCUUCAUCGAAGGUCAGCCAAUCAGUGAAGACAUCGGUACACGAGAUCCGGAGACCACAUACCUAGACAGAGAGUGUGAGAAGGUCUUUUUAGAUCGGAGCAAGGGCCUUUUUGCGGACAAAGUAGUGCCGUCUCUACUGUUGGCUAAAGAAACGGGCAAUUCAUAUACUGCUUCGUUGUAUUUCGGUCUGAUUUCGCUCCUACACACGACGGGAGCUAAAUGUAUACCUGGGGGUACACCUUCAGUUGACGCCCGUGUCCUUCAAAUGAUUAUAUUUUUCGUUACUUCUCUAUUUUGAAUCAAGAUUGAUCGGGUAGAACGUACGUGUCUUUCAGUUUAAACCCAUUGUAUCUGUGCUAUCAACUUCUGAUCCUUGACUUUCGUUGUUCCUCUGGUUCACGAAAGAUUUUAAUGACAACAAUAUGUGGUAGAGAAAUGUGUUACAUAAUUUGUUUUGUAUAUAGUGUCAGUAUACAUACAUAUGUUCCAUCAUUGAUGCACACAUGCGUAUAAACCAUGGUAUGAGUUUGUGAGAGAGUUUAUCUGCUCAUAGCCUCAUCUCACAGCACACUAUCAUUUUUACCGCCUAUCUAAGCAGAUCUAGAUGGGAAAAGGGCCCUACUAUUCUCAUACGGUUCUGGCUUGGCCGCCACCAUGUUUACCAUAAAAUUUGCACAACCCGACCACCAAGUGUAUCGCCAAGUGGCUGACGUUAAUACUAGACUGGCAAGCAGGACGUUCUCAACUGCAGAAGUUUACAAUACAGCCAUGCAGUUGAGAGAAGAUACGCACUCAAGUGCGCCUUACAUUCCCUCUACGGAUCCCGGGGGUUUGUUUCCGGGCACAUACUAUUUAGUGGAGGUGGAUACAUUGUAUAGGCGAGUAUAUAAACAGAUUCCUGUAAUAAGUUAAACAGAGUGUGUCAAAAAGAAAAGAAAAGUUGACAUAGAAGUGGAUGUAUGAAAGCGCACUAUGUUUGCCUUCCGUAUAACUUGAUAGUGUGAAAGUGACAUAUGAAUUUAUCUGAGACAAAAAUGAGAAAAGAACUCGAAGACUU